Molecule: messenger RNA, 1125 nt
Organism: Morchella importuna
Lineage: Eukaryota; Fungi; Ascomycota; Pezizomycetes; Pezizales; Morchellaceae
Exons: 3
Coding region: 1-1125 (374 amino acids)
Source: RefSeq, a predicted model, not a curated record
AUGAUCGCGAAGCCGAAGCCAAUGGCCCCCUAUGUCCACCUCGACCAGAGCACAAAUGCAAAGAUCGCGCGAGCAGAGCGUGCAAACGCAACGACAAUCUCGAGAAGGGCGCUGCUGGGGGUUCGGGUGCUGGCCAUAGCGCUGAGAGCUCUGCAGCUGCUGGGUGCGAUGGGCUUGCUGUUGUGCAUGAUGUUUGUGAGGAAGCUGGAUGAUAUCACAGGGUGGAUUUGCCGUGUCCCGCCGGCGGUAGCUAUCUUCCAUAUCGUCUACUACAUCUACCAUGUAGCUUGUAGUGACCGUGUCCGCACCCCGAAGUCCAGCGUGAGCUACUUCCUGUUCGCCUCGGUUGUGGACCUUGCCAUCAUCUCGUUCUACGCCUUUAUCGCCAUCCUCAGCUAUCGCCAGCACCAGGGCGUCACCGACGGGGCGUGGGGCACAAUCUUCAACAACGACGAUGCCGCCUCAAAGAUAUUCAUAACCGUCUUUCUCGUCGCCUGCAUAUCUGGUGCACUUGCCAUUCUCUCCCUCCUCGUCACCCUGUACCUCAUCCGCAUCUUCCGCCAUCUCGCCUCCCUCUCUGCCGACCAGAACCCCUUCCUCGUGGACGAGAAGGACUCGGCAGCCUACACGCCCCUCGGUAAGCGCUGGAGCGACUCCACCACCGCCACCGCCGCGCCCUCCAUGCCCGAGAUCUCGAAGGCUGUCCCGUUCCUCACCACCCGCAACUCCGACCUCUCCGUCCGCGACUCGGCAUACUACACAAACAUCCCCGUGCCCUCCAAGACCGCCCGCCACAGCCUCUACCCCGCAACAGGCCAUCUGUAUCCCGCCGGCGGGCCCGUAUACGACACCCCGGCCGACACCAAGAAGUCUGCUACUGCCACGGUCGAGAGCAGCGGCGAGAGCAUGAGGAGCGUGAAGAGGGGGAAGAAGACGUGGGGGAACCUGAAGGCGGGGACCAUGCCGAAGAGGAAGGAUAGCGGGUCUAGUAGCAUCUAUAAUGGCGCCCCGGCACCGGUGGAGGAGAGGAGUACGAGUACCUCACUGCAGCCGGAGUCGAAGGGCGACAGGGACUGGAGCUUUAGCUUCAGGAAGAGAAGCGGGGCGCAUGAUGCGUCCCCUUAG